This is a messenger RNA of Zingiber officinale, 801 nucleotides long. RefSeq names its product protein ALP1-like. The transcript is spliced from 3 exons. NCBI's taxonomy places the organism in Eukaryota, Viridiplantae, Streptophyta, Magnoliopsida, Zingiberales, Zingiberaceae. Bases 1 to 801 code for a protein of 266 amino acids. The record is from RefSeq and is a predicted model, not a curated record.
AUGGAGGAUUUGACAGUAAACUACAACAAUAUUAUCACAAAGUUCACUGAGUACACAAGCGUGAAGAAGUCCGAAGUCGAUUUGAAACAAAAACAACUCAAAGUAGAGGAGAUUAAGGCAAAAGUUGCAUUGUCCAAAUCUGAAGCUAAGAAUCGUCGCUUGAAGUUGAAAGAGUACUUGAGAAGGCAAAAUGCUGAUGAUGUUCAACGUCUUCUUCAAAUGCAUGAUGAAAGACAUGACUUCCCUGGCAUUUCACGUAACGAUAUUAUCGUGUUAUAUGAAUAUCCCAUAUUCAACAACGUCUUGCAAGGAAAUAUGCUGGAGAUUAAUUUCACGGUGAACGACACUACAUAUACGAAGGGCUAUUAUCUAACAGAUGGAAUAUAUCCCGAGUGGGCUACUUUUGUUAAGACUUUUCCUUGCCCGGAGGAUCCCAAGAGGAAGUUGUUUAAGGAAAGACAGGAGUCUACAAGAAAAGAUGUUGAAUGGGCAUUUGGGGUGCUUCAAUCUCGAUGGGCAAUUGUCAGAGGUCCAGCUCAUUAUUGGUAUAGGAAAAAGUUAAAACAAAUCAUGCUAGUAUGCAUUAUUUUGCAUAAUAUGAUUGUUGAGGACGAGGGAGGUCACAUGAUAAAUUGGUACAACGAUAAAGGUGACGAACCCGCACAACCUAUCCAUGGCUCAAACCGAGGAUUUCAGGAUUAUCUUCGAACAAAUUCUGAGCUACGUGACACUCAAGUUCAUCACCAACUUCGCGCCGACUUAGUUGAGCAUAUCUGGGGGCAAUACAACAACAAUCUGUGA